UAGUCAUGGUGCUUUGGGAAUCCCCGCGGCAGUGUAGCAGCUGGACACUUUGCGAUGGCUUUUGCUGGCUGCUGCUGCUACCGGUGAUGUUACUCAUCAUUGCCCGGCCCGUGAAACUUGCAGCUUUCCCUACCUCCUUAAGUGACUGUCAAACGCCUACCGGCUGGAACUGUUCUGGUUAUGAUGACAGAGAAAAUGAUCUCUUUCUUUGUGACACCAAUACCUGUAAAUUUGAUGGGGAAUGUUUAAGAAUUGGAGACAGUGUGACUUGUGUCUGUCAGUUCAAG
This is a messenger RNA of Gracilinanus agilis (Agile Gracile Mouse Opossum), 287 nucleotides long. RefSeq names its product tomoregulin-2. The record is from RefSeq and is a predicted model, not a curated record. NCBI's taxonomy places the organism in Eukaryota, Metazoa, Chordata, Mammalia, Didelphimorphia, Didelphidae. The annotation marks the transcript as partial. Gene Ontology annotation, biological process: multicellular organism development; cell differentiation. The transcript has 2 exons.